Miniopterus natalensis is the source of this 1892-nucleotide messenger RNA. The record is from RefSeq and is a predicted model, not a curated record. NCBI's taxonomy places the organism in Eukaryota, Metazoa, Chordata, Mammalia, Chiroptera, Miniopteridae.
UACUUUUUUGUUUCUCAGAUGGAUCCCAAUAGAAUAUCAGAAGAUGACACUCACUGCAUUAAUAGAAUUUUCAAACUCCACGAAAACACAGAUUUGCAAGACACAAGUCUGGAGAGUCAAGACACAAAAUUAAUACCUGAUUCGUGUAAGAGAAUUAAACAGGCCUUUCAAGCAGCUGUGGGAAAGGAGUUACAGCAUAUUGUUAGAUCUCAACACAUCAGAGCCGAAAAACCUGUGGCGGAAGGUCCGUGGUUAGAGCUGGCCAGGAGGAGCAAGCCUGAAGCUCAGCCCUAUGCUCAUCUCACGAUCAACGCCACUGACAUCCCAUCCGGUUCCCACAAAGUGAGUCUGUCCUCCUGGUACCAUGACCGAGGUUGGGCCAAGAUCUCCAACAUGACUUUCAGCAAUGGAAAACUAAUAGUCAACCAAGACGGCUUUUAUUACCUGUACGCCAACAUUUGCUUUCGCCAUCAUGAAACUUUGGGAGACCUCGAUACAGAGUAUCUUCAGCUGAUGGUGUAUGUCACUAAAACCAGCAUCAAAAUCCCAAGUUCUCACACCCUGAUGAAAGGAGGGAGCACCAAAUACUGGUCAGGGAGUUCUGAAUUCCACUUUUACUCCAUAAACGUUGGAGGAUUUUUUAAGUUACGGUCUGGUGAGGAAAUAAGCAUCGAGGUGUCCAACCCUUCACUACUGGAUCCAGAUCAAGAUGCAACGUACUUUGGGGCUUUUAAAGUUCGAGAUAUAGAUUGAGCCCCAUUUUGUGGAGCAUCAGUGUGUAUUUCCUAGGAUGUAUGGAAACUUGUCUUUUAAACAAGCCGAGAGAGAUGUAUAUAGGUGUGAGACUACUAGGAGGUAUGACCCACGAGGCAUAAGAGGCCUCUAUCCAAACUUUUGGCUCUGGAGAGAGCAUGUGUAUUUACAGCCAAAGGGAGAUGUUGGACUCAAGGUGUGUUACAGCCUGAAGGCUUUCUUACACAAUGGUUUUUAAAUUUUGUAAUGAAUUCCUAGAAUCAAACCAGAUUGGAGCAAUUAUGGUCGCCUCUUUGGAAAACUGCAUUUGUGCCCCGGGUGGGGUUAAUUCUCUGGAUCUAGCCCUUGGUUAUGUAGCACUAUGCGGCCGAAGUAGAGAGGGUGUUAUCUAAUUGCAAAUGGAUGACCAUCUGAAGGGUUACGUUCUUUUGAAUUAUUACAUCAUGCUGGAACCUGCAAAUAAAUACUUUUUUUCUAAUGAGGAGAGAAAAUAUAUGUAUUUUUAUAUAAUAUCUAAAGUUAUAUUUCAGAUGUAAUGUUUUCUGUGCAAAGUAUUGUAAAUUAUAUUUGUGCUAUAGUAUUUGAUUCAUAAUAUUUAAAAAUGUCUUACUGUUGAUAUAUUUAAUGUUUUAAAUGUACAGACAUAUUUAACUGGUGCACUUUGUAAAUUCCCUGGGAAAAACUUGUAGCUAAGGGAAAAAAUGUUGUUUGUUAAUAUCAACUGUACUAUAUUUCUUCAUUCUUUUUAACUUAAUAGAUUUUUCAGACUUGUCAAGUCUGUGCAAAAAAAAUAAAAUAAAAUAAAAUGGAUGCCUUGAAUAAUAAGCAGAAUGUUGGCCACCAGGUGCCUUUCAAAUUUAGAAGCUAAUUGACUUUAGAAAGCUGACAUCGUCAAAAGGAUACGUAAUGGGCGACUGGAAUCUGUCAAGAGUAUUUAUAGAAUUAUCGAACAGGUGUUUUUUCUACAAGUACUACAAAUUGUAAAUUUUGUUUUUAUUUUAAAUGGAAAAGUUAUCAGUGGCUUAUCUGCAAGAGAAUACCAUUUUUAAUUGAAUGGAAGUUAUUUUAUACUGUACAAUAAAAACAUUGCCUUUGAAUGUUAAUUUUUUGGUACAAAAAUAAAUUUAUAAGAAAAUCUG